CAGAGAGAGGCUGGUAAAUUAUCAGAAGACCUGAUAUGAUCGUAUUAAAACCUGAAGUGGAACAAGAUUCAUUCUAGUGUGUAAACAGCAGCAUAGAAGAAAAUGCCCAAUCGCUGUGCAGCCUAUGGCUGCAAAAAGACCCAUAAGAACAAUGUUAGUAUGUUUAGGUUUCCGAAGGACCCUGAUGAGUUUCGCAAAUGGGAAAGGCAGGUUAAAAAAACUCGACAUAAUUGGGUUGCAAAGACCUACUCCUUCUUGUGCUCUGAACACUUCAGCAAAGAUUGUUUUGAGUCCAGACCAAGCUCAGUCACCAAGGCGAUGGGCUCCAAAGGGCUCAAACUAAAAGAAGGUGCCAUUCCGACCAUUUUCAUCCGACCGCUGUGCAGUUCCUGUGGAGGUCAUGGCACCAACUGCAAGUUGUGUAGUCUAAAAGGGAAAAAGAAAAAUGAAGGCACAGAGCAUCACAAGCAAGAUUCGGUUGGUUGGCCAUCUGUAAGAACACAGUUGGAUGAUACAGAUGAAGAAGAGGAGGAACAGUUCACCGAGCAGUUUGCUUCUGAAGAGGAUCAGGCUAUUAGCCCCACGUUUGGUCCCCUUUCUCCUCCACAAAAUGAUAAAAAAGCGGUCUGUGAGUUGUGUGGUGUCACUGGCGUUCGAGACACCUUUUACUCCAGAUCAAAGCGAUUCUGCAGUACGUCCUGCUCCCGCUCCUUCUCUUCCAACUCUAAAAAAUCCUCCAUAUUGGCACGCUUGCGGGGAAAACCAUCUGGUCGUAAAGUUCACGCAUCACAGCCCACUGCUCUCCAACAGAUAGAAAACACAGAGCUUCAUCAUGGCAACACAACUGUACAGAAAGAUGCCUCUUCUGGCUUUGACUGGGGGAGCUAUCUUGACAAUGAUGGCUCUAUUGCUGCUCCAGUAUCCUGCUUCAGACAUGUACCACUUUGUGCGCAGUGGGAGGACAUUGAGGAGGGGUUGCGGGUGGAAGUACUGAAUACUCACACUGCCUUGCUGACCAAGGUUUACUGGAUCGCCACUGUCAUUCGGCUUGCUGGUUACAAAGCCCUAUUACGAUAUGAAGGUUUAGAGAAUGAUAAUAGUCAUGAUUUUUGGUGUAAUCUGGCUACUGCUGAGGUCCAUCCUAUUGGUUGGUGUGCAGUGAACAGCAAGCUACUCGUUCCUCCUCAGACGAUUCACAAACGGCUAACUGAUAGUAAAUCAUACCUGAUGCAGAGGCUUGUAGGAGCAUCUACACUUCCUGCAGAUUUUCACUUUAAGCUUGCAGAAAGUUUGAAGAUCCCCUUCAGGCAGGGGGUCCGUGUGGAGGUGAUGGAUCGUUCCGUGGUUAGUCGAACUCGUACUGCAGUGGUGGAUACUGUGAUUGGUGGUCGUCUGAGGCUUAUAUAUGAAGAUGCAGGAAUUGGACCCUCAGGAGAGGUGCUUUCAGAUUUCUGGUGUCACAUGUGGAGCCCCCUGGUACACCCUAUAAACUGGUCAGUUAGAGUGGGACAUCUCAUUAAGGAAACAGAUAAAUCUGUUGAUAUGAGCAGCCAUCCAGCAUUCUGCAAGAUAUUUAGUGAUAGUGUGCCAAGUCAGUUCAAAAAGUUAAGGUUUGUUUAUAUGGAAGGAGGUUUUUUCGAAGUGGGCAUGAAAUUGGAGGCUAUCGAUCCUCUGAACCUGGGGAACAUCUGUGUAGCGACAGUUCGUAAGGUGCUCUUAGAUGGAUACCUUAUGGUCAGUAUUGAUGGUGUGGAGAUUGGAGAUGGUUCGGACUGGUUUUGCUACCACGCCAGCUCGCAUGCUAUUUUACCCACAGGAUACUGCCAAAUCAAUAACAUACCCCUUACUUUUCCACCUGGCUACACUGAGGCAACCUUUACAUGGUGUGAAUAUCUGGAAAAAAUGAACGCAGUGGCUGCUCCACGCAGAUUAUUCAGCACAGAUUUUGUCGGGCAUGGCUUUACUCCAGGCAUGAAGCUGGAGGCAGUGGACCUGAUGGAACCUCGGCUGGUAUGUGUGGCCACUGUUAAGCGCUGUGUGGGCCGUCUGCUCUUGCUGCACUUUGACGGCUGGGAGUCCGAGUUUGAUCAGUGGGUAGACUGUCAGUCACCUGAUAUAUACCCUGUAGGAUGGUGUGAGCUCACUGGAUACCAGCUUCAGCCUCCCCUUGGCACAGAACCAGAGGCACGUCCAAACAAAAAAGUUGGCAGAAAGAAAAGACGAGUUGCAAAGAAAAAAACAGCAGAUGAUGAAUCAAAAUCUCCACCUCAAGAUCUGCAGUCGGAAGAGAACUCUGCUCCGACUCAACUCGAAGACGUGCCAAAUCUGCCCACAGACACACCUACGCCACCUCCAGUCAUGCCAAUAAUCAGCCACCUAAAGUCAGAGGCUCUGGAACGGAUUAUUUCAGUGAAAGUAGAGGAAAUGGAGAUGGAAACUGCCAUCACUCCUGACCUUCAUGGUGAUGAGAGCAGCUUUCUUACACCACUUGCUGUACUUAAAAAAGAAGAAGCCCCGGAAUGAGUCACACACUACAGGGACCUGGGAAUUACGGACAGAUUCUACUAAAAAACUACAAAUUUAAUCCUGAAUGCUUACAUUUAUGUUUCAUCCAGGUGUGCUGUGUGAGAACAUGGAUGAAACACAUGUACUGUAUAUAUACACUGUAUAUAAAAUGGCAAUUUUGCAUUCAACA
Messenger RNA from Trichomycterus rosablanca, 2695 nucleotides. RefSeq names its product L3MBTL histone methyl-lysine binding protein 2 (gene l3mbtl2). Lineage: Eukaryota; Metazoa; Chordata; Actinopteri; Siluriformes; Trichomycteridae. The record is from RefSeq and is a predicted model, not a curated record. Gene Ontology annotation, molecular function: zinc ion binding; chromatin binding. The transcript is spliced from 18 exons. The coding region runs from base 103 to 2523 and encodes 806 amino acids. Gene Ontology annotation, biological process: negative regulation of DNA-templated transcription. Gene Ontology annotation, cellular component: nucleus.